Molecule: messenger RNA, 3717 nt
Organism: Symbiodinium pilosum
Lineage: Eukaryota; Dinophyceae; Suessiales; Symbiodiniaceae
Source: the annotation of a GenBank genome assembly
AUGCGCGCUUUCCAGCUGGCAGGCGUCAAAGCCAAGCCGUUUUUGGACCCCAAGUUCCGGAAGGUUUGCGAGGACACAGUGAAGGCGCGUGGCCUGCAGCCAGACCCAGGCUUCUUGGACAAGGUCGUGGACUUCCUGGACAUCUUGAAGGUCCGCCAUUGUUGCUUCAUCAUUGGACCCACUGGCGCGGGGAAGACCGAGAUCUGGCGAUCACUCGAAAUGGCGCUCAUUGCCAUUGGGGAGGAUUGCAAGUGGGAGCAGGUGAACCCCAAGGCCAUCACGGCCGACGAGCUUUAUGGAACCAUCGAGAAGGGCGAAUGGAAAGAUGGCGCGGUGUCAGUGAUCAUGCGCAACAUGAGCAAGGAAAUCAAUGGCUACAAGCCAAGCCACUUGCACAAGUGGGUGGUGCUGGAUGGUGAUAUUGAUGCGACCUGGAUUGAGUCGAUGAACACUGUCAUGGACGACAACAAGGUGCUGACGCUGGUCAGCAACGAGCGGAUUCCUUUCACUGCCACAAUGCGCAUGCUUCUGGAGAUCCAGGACAUGAAGCAUGCAAGCCCGGCGACGGUUUCCCGUGGCGGCGUGCUGUACAUCAACGAGAGCGACGUGGGCUGGAAGCCAUUCGUGGAAAGCUGGCGGGAGCAGAUGGACCCUGUAGCACAGAGCACAUUCUACAUGCUCUUCACGCAUCAGUUCGAGGCCAACAUUGAGCAGUUGCGGAGAAACUUUGCCUUCACGUGCCCCAUCUUGGACAUGGGUUUUGUGCAGACAGUGACCUGCCUGCUGGAUGCUCUUCUGAUGAUGGUCGUGGGAGGCAGGGCUAAGGACGUGUUCACACCGCGUACUUCCUUCUUUUUAAGGUUUUGUUCAUUUUUGCGACAGGAACAGAAGCUGGUCUACGAGUCCUUCUUCACCUUUGCUCUCAUGUGGACCUUGGGCGGUGCAGUGGCUGAUGACAAGUUCGUGAACCACCGGAGAGCCUUCAACGCCACCUUGAGGUCCAUGGCACGUGGUGUGAAGCUCCCUGAGCUGGGUGAGUGCUUCGACUUCCGCUUUGAUGUGGUGGCCAAGGACUGGGUUCACUGGGAAACCUGCGUGAAGAAGUAUGAGCCCGUCUCCGAAGUUCUGUACCAGAACAUCAUCAUCAGCAACGUGGAGCUCGAGCGCAUGAAGCAUUUGUUGGACCUGCAUGUCAAGCGGCAGAAGCCCAUGCUGCUUGUGGGUGUUGCAGGCACCGGCAAGACCACCAUUGUCAAAGACUACCUUGCCGAGGUGAAGGUGAACAGUGACAUGAAUUCGGCGUCAAUCAAUCUAAACAGCUACACCACAUCAGCGGCACUUCAAAACAUCGUUGUGGGUUGCCUGGAGAAGCGCUCGGGCCACACUUUUGGCCCGCCAGGGCAUCGCCGUUGCAUCCUCUUUGUGGAUGACCUGAACAUGCCCUAUGUGGACAGCUAUGACACGCAGAGUGCAAUAAUGCUCUUAACCCAGGUCCUGUCCUAUGGGCAAGUUUACGACCGUGAGCGACUUGAUGAGAAGAAGACCAUCGUGGACUUGCUUUUUGCUGCGUGCAUGAACCCCAAGGCCGGGAGCUUUAUGAUCAACGGCCGCCUGCAACGGCGCUUCACGGUUGCCACAACCUAUGCUCCCGGCAUCCAGGUCAUCUCAGGCAUCUACACCAAGGUGCUGGGAAGACACCUGGAAGCCUUUGGCCAGCAAACGCAGCGAACCACGGAGCCCAUCGUGAACGCCACGGCCGAGGUCCUUGCCUCCAUCCAGAACUCAGCCUCCUUCUUGCCAUCGGCAGAGAAGUUCCACUACCAGUUUAAUCUCAAGGACAUCUCCAACAUAUUUCAGGGCUUGCUGAGCACCAACAGCGCGGUUUUCCGAGACCCUGCCGGGCCAACUCGAUUCCUGCGGGUGUGGCUUCAUGAGUGCUACCGCGUUUUCUCAGAUCGCCUCGUCAUGGAAUCGGAUGCAAAGGAGUUGCAGAUGAUGAUCGAGAAGGCUGUGUCCAAGUGCUUCGUUGGGGUGGGGGCGGCCUCGAACCGAGAAGAGCUCUUUGCGCAGCCGCUCUGCUGCACCACUUUCGUCUCAGAGUCCUCCGGGGAGCGCCAGUACCUCCCGGCACAGAACCUGCAGCAGAUCCGAGCGGCGGUGGAGGCAAAGCUGGUGGCUUACAAUUUGGAGCACGCAACCAUGAACUUGGUACUCUUCGACGAUGCAGUGCAUCAUGUCUGCCGCAUCUGCCGCAUCACGCAGAAUCCCUGUGGCAGUGCGCUGCUGGUUGGCGUAGGCGGCUCUGGAAAGCAGUCAUUGGCCCGACUCGCGAGCUUCAUCAAUGGGCAGGAUGUCUUGAGUAUCCUGGUGAACCAGCAUUAUGGCUUACCUGAGCUGAAGCUGGAUCUGCAGGCCUUCUACAAGAAGGCGGCCGUGAAGCCCGCGACGCCUCAGGCACUUCUUAUCACGGAUUUGCUCCACGCUGUUGCAGUCUCACAUCUCCCGGAAGAGUUGACGUCUCACGAGGCCUUCCUGCUGACUGACAGCCAGAUCACGGAUGAGCGCUUUUUGGUCUUCAUCAACGACAUGCUGUCCAGUGCAAACAUUCCUGACCUCUUCGCUCGCGAGGAAUAUGAUAAUAUCUUCUCUGCCAUCCGGAAUGCGGCGAAGUUUGCUGGAUAUGCAGAUGAUCGAGAGUCCUUGUUCCAGUACUUCUUAGACAAAGUUCGGUCCAACUUGCACCUGAUUCUUUGCCACUCCCCGGUGGGAUCAACUUUUCGUGUUAGAGGUCGCAAAUUUCCCGCUCUCAUCAGCUGCAUGGUGCUGGACGUCUUUCAUGCUUGGCCCCGUGAUGCGCUGGUGGGCGUGGCAGAUCGUUUUCUAGUUGUUCUUGCUGAGCGGAACAUCCCCAAUGAGGAGACCCUGGCUUCCAUCGCUCACCACGCUGCCGAGGUCCACGUGUCGAUCUACGAGGCCAACCGGCGCUACCUCGAGGAGGAGCGCAGAUUCAACUCGACCACGCCCAAGGCCUUCCUGGAGCUCAUCAGCUUUUACGUGAGGAUGCUGAGCUCCAAGCAGGAAAACGUGCAGUUCAACGUCUCGCGGCUGGAGCGGGGUUUGGCGAUCAUGCACGAUGUGCAGGAGGGGGUGGCAGACUUGAAGCAGGACCUGGAGAUUACGCUGCGGCAGGUGGAUGAGAAGAAGAUCGCCACAGAGGAGUUGAUCAAGCAGGUGACCGCGGCCUCCCAGGUUGCAGCGGUGGAGAAGGAGGCGGCGCGACAGGAGCACGGCAAGUGCGAGGCUUUAGCCGCAGAGGCACAGCGCAUGAAGGAUCAGGCGGAUCAGGAGCUUGUGGAGGCACUGCCGGCCAUGGAGAAGGCCAGGGCGGCCGUCGACUGCCUUGAUAAGACCUCAAUCACUGAGCUGAAAGCCCUCGGCAAGCCGCCGAGAGAGUGUAUAGACGUGGUGGCUGCUUGUGGCUUCUUGCUGAAGCAGGAGAAGCGGAAGCUUGAUUGGAAGGGCUGCCAGAAGAUGAUGCAGUCUCCUCAACAGUUUAUUGACGAGGUGAAAGUCUUCAAUGCCGAAAGCAUCCCGGAGCAGGUCUUGGCUAACACUGACGCCCUGAUCGGCGCUGACUUCUUUAACUUCGAGUCCAUGAAAAGCAAGAGCCUUGCUGCCGCUUGCCAAGAAUUGGCACACCCCGCCCCUGCCACCUGA